Molecule: messenger RNA, 2711 nt
Organism: Camarhynchus parvulus
Lineage: Eukaryota; Metazoa; Chordata; Aves; Passeriformes; Thraupidae
Gene: VASN
Product: vasorin
Exons: 2
Coding region: 78-2087 (669 amino acids)
Cellular component (GO): plasma membrane
Molecular function (GO): protein binding
Source: RefSeq, a predicted model, not a curated record
CGGCCGCCGCAGCGCUGCCGCCAUGGAUUGACCGCCCGCCCCGCACGGCCCCGCACCGCCCGCCACGAGCUGACACCAUGAAGCAGCUGAUCCUUUGCACCCUGCUCCUCUUGGCCCGUGGGGAGCUGGCCAGGGCAUGUCCUGCAGGCUGCCAGUGCCAUGACCCCAAGACCAUCCUGUGUGCAGCCAGGCGGGGCCAGACGGUGCCCCAGGGGCUGCCCCCCAGCACCCUCUCCCUCUACGUCUUUGAGAACGGCAUCACAACGCUCAGUGAGGACAGCUUUGCAGGGCUGCCUGCCCUCCAGCUCCUGGACCUCUCACAAAACAAGAUCACCAGCAUCCAGAGAAACAUCUUCCAGCCCCUGACAGAGCUCGUCAACUUGGACCUGUCCUCCAACCAGCUGCAGGAGAUCACCAAUGAGACCUUCCACGGGCUGCGGCUGCUGGAACGGCUCUACCUGCAGAGGAACAGGAUCCAGCACAUCCACGCUGCUGCCUUUGACACGCUGGAGAAUCUACUGGAGCUAAAGCUGCAGAACAACCAGCUCAGGGCUGUGCCCCCCCUCGACCUGCCCAACCUCCUGCUGCUGGACAUCAGCUGGAACAAGAUCCCUGCCAUUGCACCAGGGGCUUUCCAUGCCGUCAGCAUUGAGUCCCUGAAGAUCGCAGGGCUGGGCCUGACGAGCUUAAACGAGGAGCUCUUCCAGGUCCAAAACAACCUCCACGAGCUGGACAUCUCUGACAACCUGCUGGAGCGCGUCCCGGCCGUGCUGCAGCGCCUGGGCAGCCUCACCAGGCUCAGCCUGGCCGGCAACGCCCGCAUCUCCCAGCUGCCAGCUGAGGACUUCCAGAACCUCCACAACCUCCAGGAGCUGGACAUCAGCAACCUCAACAUCAACACCAUCCCUCGGGAUUUCUCCGGCUUCUUCCCCAGGCUGCGGGCCGUGACGGCUGCCGGCAACCCCUUCAACUGUAUCUGCCAGAUGAGCUGGCUGGUGCAGUGGGUGAACACCAGCGGCGUGGUCCUGCGGCGCCCCGAGGAGACGCGCUGCCACUUCCCCCCCAAAAACUCUGGCAAGCUCCUCCACCACCUGCAGUACACCGACUUUGGCUGCCCCACCACCACCCCCACGCCCACCACGCCCCGCACCACCACGCUGUCACCGCCCACGCCGCCCCCCAGCACCCACCGCCCACCGCCGCCCCCCAGCACCGCUGCAGCCACCCCGAGGCCCAGAGAGCCCCAGGGCAGCUCCACCUUGGUGCCCUUCAGCGGCGCCCCGGCCCCCACCAGCCCCCCAGCGCCCAUCUGUCCCCCCCGCACGUGCCUGAACGGCGGCACCUGCCACCUGGGUGCCCAGAACCUCCUGGAGUGCCUGUGCCCCGCGGGCUUCGCUGGCGUGUACUGCGAGGUGGAGGCGAGAGGAACGACGGCAGCCCCGGGCACGCCGGCCCUGCCACCUGCACAGCGGGUCAGCAUCGCCCAGGUGGGCAGCACCUCCCUCAAAGUGGACCUGCACAGCUACAUCCAGUCCAAGGCGCAGCUGAAGGGAAUCCGCCUGAGCUACCGGAACCUGUCGGGGCCGGACAAGCGGGCGGUGAUGCUGCGCCUGCCGGCCUCGCUCUCCGAGUACACGGUGCGGGCGCUGAAACCCAACUGCACCUACCGUGUCUGCAUCGGGGCGCUGGGGGAGGCCCCCAAGGAGGAGCACUGCGCCGAGGCACACACCCUGCCCCUCAGCCUGCAGCAGCACUCCCCUGUCACCCAGAGCCAGGACCCCAACCUCGCCCUGAUCCUGGUCCCUGCGCUGGCUGCCAUGCUGCUGCUGCUGGUGGUGGUCACGGCCGCCAUGUACUACUGCCGGCACCGCCGCGCCAAGGCACGUGCCAGCCCUGGGGUGGACACCGGCCCGCUGGAGCUGGAAGGGGUGAAAGCCUGCCUGGAAAACGGGGAUUUGAGCAGCCACGGCUGCAAGGUGCCAGAGGCAGCGAUGCUUUCUGGCGGCUCUGAGUGCGAGGUGCCGCUCAUGCAGUCGCACUACCCCAGCAACAACAACACCCCGGGGCUCAAACCCUCCUACUUCUGAACCCACAGGGCUUCCAGAGCCUUAGACACAGGAGGACUGAGCUCCAGAGGCAGCACCUGGCCAUGUCCCUCUGGGAUACGGAUUGCCAAGGAGCUGACUGAACUGAGGCAGAAACCCCCCCACCCCACAACGUGCAAUUUCCGAGAGGCUGCCAUGCUUCGGGAGGAGACACGAAUUUUACUGCUCUGUGCCUUGAUUUCUGUGACUCUACCUAGAACGUGCGUAGCAGAAGAGAAAGGGGGGUUAAUUUGGGGGUUGGGGGGCUUUUUUUAGCUCCUGCUAAAGAGAAAGCUGCUGUGACUGGGCUGAGGGACGCCCACGUGCUGGUUACAAGGGUCCUUCAGUGGAGCACGGCCCGUGACUCCACUCCCUGGAAGCUGAUGUGAGCAAUAUGGCCCGGCCGAGGUGCUGGGACCCUCGGGACCCCCCGGGCCAAAGGAAGUGCCGAGCAGGCAAACCGGGAAUUGAAGCUUUAAGAACUCAGAGAGAAUAUUUAUACAUCGUUAUUUCCCAUUUCUUCUGGGAAAACUUUUUUUAGUACAGGUUUGUGUACAUCUCUUUUGUAAGGCAGAUCAGAAGGGUGUCUUUUUGUAAAAAAAAAAAAAAACCAAAAUAAUUAAAAUA